Bipolaris zeicola 26-R-13 is the source of this 1053-nucleotide messenger RNA. RefSeq lists its product as uncharacterized. Bases 1 to 1053 code for a protein of 350 amino acids. The transcript has 2 exons. Lineage: Eukaryota; Fungi; Ascomycota; Dothideomycetes; Pleosporales; Pleosporaceae. The record is from RefSeq and is a predicted model, not a curated record.
AUGUCGAUCAGCCGAUUCAACGCAUCUGUGAUAUCUGGUACGAACGAAAAUACGCUAGCUCUCUUUAACUUCAAUGUCGAUCUGUCUUUGGUCAAGCAGGAGGCUCCAAGUGAGUUCAAAGACCUAGGUCGCUCCUUGACUCGUCAACGUCGGGAAAUUGCGGAAGAUGGUUCUGUCCAUAGGACUGCCCGGCGUCUUGGUGCCGUCUUCGAGGAUAUCGCGCCACAUACUCCUCACUUAGUACGAGCAUAUGGAUCCAGAGUAUCAGAAAUAUCUAGGGAUAUCUCGAACGAAGGGCUCUUAUCUAAUCGAGGCGUUUUUGCUGAGUGCGCCGGCAUGGAUGGAACAUCUGUCUGGGCCGCAGCAACAUCUGGUAAAACAGCUAUUGCUGUUCACCUUCUGGCCUGUAUGCUCGCCCGAGCCUGGUCUAGUUCCCAAGCUACUUCCAUCUGGGUGGAGAUCGUUGAGGCUCGGCGGCAAGAAUUGCGAACACAGAUCAACGAUGGAAUUUACAAUGACUCUGCUCAAAUUGGCCUGGCGUUAUCUGCAGACCUCCGGCAAAAACAGCUUAUGCUCAUCAUCAACAAUGUGAACCUUCCAGUGAAUCAAGGGGCAACAUCCUUCGGAACAUAUGCACGUGCCAUUGAGGCCUGGAAAACAGCGACAGUAACCAUCGAGAAAGUUAUUCGAGGGCAACCGCACAAUGUCACGAAAGGGUCUGUUUUACUUGGCCUAGCUGCUUGGCACAUUUAUCCCAAUAUUCUGGUUUUGGGAGAUGUUCCCACCCCCGUCAACUUCAAUGAUCCCGUCGUGGAAGAGUCUGGUCGACUCACCAUUGGGCUGUCGAAUCCAGAUCCUGGCAAAGACGAGGGUGUUUACUGGUCUCUUUCGUUAUCGCACCUUCGCUUCUACGGAGAUCCGGUUAGGGUUACGAGUGUCACAACACGAGAUGCUUCUAGGCUAAACAUCGAUGAGUUCCAUCUUCUCGUUCUAGGCAGUAUACUUGCUGAUCGGGGGGGGCCUCUACACACCAUAUAUUCUCAAAGCAGCUGA